Molecule: messenger RNA, 2029 nt
Organism: Pyrus x bretschneideri (Chinese white pear)
Lineage: Eukaryota; Viridiplantae; Streptophyta; Magnoliopsida; Rosales; Rosaceae
Product: cytokinin dehydrogenase 1-like
Exons: 5
Coding region: 150-1784 (544 amino acids)
Biological process (GO): cytokinin metabolic process
Molecular function (GO): FAD binding; cytokinin dehydrogenase activity
Source: RefSeq, a predicted model, not a curated record
CCUUCCCUUUAAAUUGUCUUCUCUACCUCUGAUUUUUUACGCUCCUCUCUGCGCCUAUCCUCUUGUUUUGCCUCUCAGAAGAUCAGCAAGAAAACCUCUCUCUCUCUCUCUCUCUCUCUCUCUCUCAAAAUCCUCAAAAUACUUGCUACAUGGGCUCACCAUUUUACAGCUUCCUCAAGCAGAACAACAUUGUCUGCCUCAAAAUUUUCUUGAUUUUAUUAAUCAUGGGGUGCAUACCGGAUAGAACAACCAACCUUUGUUCCAACCAACUCAUUGCCAAACCAGCCACUCCAACUCACUUAAAUGUUACUUCAUCUUUGGAGACACUAAGCCUGGACGGCUACUUUAGUUUCAACAACAACAAUCACGCAGCAAAGGACUUUGGCAAUACAUACCAGUCCCUCCCACUAGCAGUCCUAUAUCCGAAAUCAGUUUCCGAUAUCUCCUCAACGGUGAAACUUAUUUUCAACAUGGGUUCCGCUUCGGAGCUUACUGUUGCCGCCAGAGGCCACGGCCACUCCCUUCAAGGCCAAGCACAAGCUCAUAGAGGUGUAGUCAUCAACAUGGAAUCGCUCAAGGGAUCGCAAAUGCAGGUUCACACUGGAGAGCGACCUUAUGUGGAUGUUUCAGGUGGUGAGCUGUGGAUAAAUAUUCUGCAUGAGACUCUCAAACUUGGGUUGGCACCGAAAUCUUGGACCGAUUACCUUCAUCUCACUGUCGGUGGGACCUUAUCGUACGCCGGCAUCAGCGGUCAGGCCUUCCGGCAUGGUCCCCAGAUCAAUAACGUAUACCGGCUGCAGGUUGUCACAGGAAAAGGAGAAGUAAUUACCUGCUCAAAAAGCAAAAAUCCAGACCUUUUCUAUGGUGUUCUUGGAGGGCUAGGUCAGUUUGGCAUAAUUACACAGGCCAGAAUUUCUCUUGAACCUGCACCAAAGAUGGUGAAAUGGAUUAGAGUUUUAUACUUAGAUUUCUCAUCAUUUUCUAAAGACCAAGAGUAUCUCAUAGCAUCUGAAAAUUCAUUCGAAUAUAUCGAAGGAUUUGUAAUACUUAACAGAACAGGUCUUCUCAAUAACUGGAGAUCUUCUUUCAAUCCUAAAGAUCCAAUGCAAGCCAGCCAAUUCAAUUCGGAUGGAAAAACACUUUACUGCCUAGAAAUGGCCAAAUAUUUUAACCCCGACGUAACGAAUGUCAUAGAUCAGAUAACUGAAAGCUUACUGUUAAAAUUGCACUAUAUCCCAUCCACCCUCUUCAUGUCCGAAGUUUCGUUUGUCGAAUUCCUAGAUAGAGUGCAUUUGUCGGAGCUAAAACUCCGAGCGAAAGGACUAUGGGAAGUUCCCCACCCGUGGAUGAACCUACUCAUUCCAAAAAACAGAAUACACGAGUUUGCAGAUGAGGUCUUUGGUAACAUUCUCACAAACAAUAUCAAUGGUCCUAUCCUUAUGUACCCAGUCAACAAAACCAAGUGGAACAACAACACAUCUUUGGUAACCCCAGAUGAAGAUGUAUUCUACCUAGUGGCAUUGCUAUCAUCUGCAGUGCCAUCUUCCAAAGGAACAGACGGCCUAGAAUACAUUCUAACACAAAAUAAAAGAAUACUAGAAUACAGCGCUAGAGCCGACCUUGGUAUCAAGCAGUAUCUUCCUCAUUACAGAACCCAAGGAGAGUGGCGAGCUCACUUCGGCCCUCGAUGGAAGGCUUUUGCAAGAAGGAAGUCUUCUUAUGAUCCACUGGCAAUCCUUGCUCCCGGACAGAUGAUGUUCAAAAAGGGAAUACCAAUAUUAUAACAAUGGUAUUAAAAUGAAUGAGCUAUACCCAGUAAUUGCCUCACAGAGCCAGAGACGAUCGAUAAUGUCCAAAACCGUAUGGUCUUCUCAGAUUUCCAGUUCUAUAGUGAGCAUUGUUCUAAAAAUCUCUGCCUAGCGUCGUGGCCCUGCCUAGGUGAUAGGCAACUGACCGUCCUAAGUAAUCCCUAGACUUUUGAAAUUUAGAAAAGGGCACCUAGACCUAUCUAGAAGCCCGCUUAAGUCGC